Messenger RNA from Triplophysa dalaica, 2302 nucleotides. It is a transcript of the gene fbxl6, whose product is annotated as F-box and leucine-rich repeat protein 6. Lineage: Eukaryota; Metazoa; Chordata; Actinopteri; Cypriniformes; Nemacheilidae. The coding region runs from base 378 to 2108 and encodes 576 amino acids. Gene Ontology annotation, biological process: SCF-dependent proteasomal ubiquitin-dependent protein catabolic process. The record is from RefSeq and is a predicted model, not a curated record. Gene Ontology annotation, cellular component: SCF ubiquitin ligase complex. Gene Ontology annotation, molecular function: protein binding. The transcript has 9 exons.
AAAAGAUGAAUUGUGUAAUAUUGUAAAUCUAGAGCGGACAAUGAGGUCAGGCACCAGAGCGGAUAUGACGACUAACGGAUAUGACGAAACAUUAUCAUGGCAGGCGAAUAACAACAAAGAAGCGAAGCGGUACAACAUUGAUUCUUUUUUUAUUUGUGCUAUACAAAGCUUAAUUACUUGCCUGCUUUUAUAAAUAUUGUGCAGGUUAAACGUUACUGCUAUGUGUAUGAACUAUGCAUUCAACUAAGGAGGAGCGACGUUAUUUUUGUCAAACGUGUCAAUCGUUCCCUGUUUCAGUUUAAAGUUUCCUUCAUGCCGCUUUUUGUACCUAGUAAAUAAAAAAUAAGGGACCAGUCGUCGAACAGUUUUUAUGAGGCAUGGAGAGCACACACGUGGAGGCAUCCAGCUCAGGUACAGAGCAGCAGUCAGCCCAGGCUUCUGUUGCAGAAGUGUCAUCUUCUCAAGAGCAGGAUUCUCCGUCCAGUAGAGCUGAAACAUCCAGGAGAAAACCUGUGCCAGCUAAGGGAAAAGGGGUAAAAAGAAAAGCAGAUUCCAACAGAAAUGAUAAGAGCAAGAAGAAAAAGCGGAAAAAUAGCCAACCAAGACCAAAUUAUACAGUCCAGGAGGGAGAAGACAUGCUUUUGAUUAUAUCGAAUAUAAGUAGUGGCGACAGCAUAUGGAAACCAAAGCGUAAAGGAUGUAAGAAGAAGAAGAAGGUAAAGGGCAAGAAUGAAACCUCUUCACUUCAAAAGAAAAGAAAACCUGCCAAAAUCAAAGUCGCUGAGGAAUCAGUUGAUAAACGUGUCGAUUUGGACAGUGUGCACGCGGAUGGUUUUGACCACUGGGGUCAAAGUUUACCAAUAGAGAUACUGGUGAAAAUCUUCCAGUUUGCAGUCCUUCUGGAUGGAGCUGUACCUUUUCUAUGCAGGGUUGGUAGAGUUUGUCGUCUAUGGAAUGGGGCUGCAUCCUCUCCGGUCCUGUGGCGCAGCGCGUCACUUGGCUACUGCUGGAUUGAACCUGGUAAGAGUCAGUUACCUGGGACAGAACAGAAGAUUAGGAACACUAUAGACUGGCUUGCACAAAACAGAUUAUCUCAGAUGAGGGACUUCUCACUUUGCCACUGGAAAAAACAUGUUGAUUAUGUCAUUGAGAGAGUUUCACAAUGCUCCCCCAAUCUUCAUUCUGUCAAGCUUUCCUAUUGCACCGGGUUGACAGAAAAAGCCUUCCAGAGUCUUGGUGCUGGCUGUCCAUCUUUAGAGACUUUAAAUGUUCAACAAUCAGAGUUCCAUGUUGAUGGUCUGGUGUCUUUCCUCGAGACCUAUGGAAACCAAAUCAAGAGUAUUUACUUCACACACAGCCCCAAGAGUGACAGGCUUCUCGGCAUUUUGUCUAAAGGUUGCUGUCCCGACCUCCAAUUGCUAGAGAUCAACACUAAAUUAGAUGGAGGAUACUGCCAGCUUCCCAUAUGCAUUCAGGCUUUGCAGAUUGGAUGCCCCAAACUUCAGACUUUAAGGUUAAUGAAUGUCACUCCAGUUCCUAAAAUGAUCCGCAACACACCCAGUUCAACGUCCGGUUUUCCGCUGAUGGAGGAGCUCUGCAUUGCCACUUCCUCUCACUCAUUCAUGUCUGACAGCGACCUGAGCAAUGUGCUCCACAGCUCCCCCAAUCUGCGAGUGCUGGACCUGCGUGGCGCCUCCCGCAUAACAGCCACUGGCUUGUAUGCUCUGCCUUGUGAAAGACUGGAGUGUUUAUAUUGGGGAUUGUACUUCAAUACCAAUACCAUGGUGGCUUCCAAGAAAGGCAUACACAUGCUGUCUCAGAAAUGGACUAACACCCUCAGGGAGCUUGAUUUGGCCAAUCAGCCAUUCUCAGAGGAAGACUUGGAGAUCACCAUGGGACAUCUUGCACAUGGUGUGGGAGUUGAUUCUUUUAAAUCUUUGAAUCUCAGUGGAACUAAAAUCACUUCAUCUGCCCUCAGGUUACUGAUAGGCCAAACACCAGCUCUGAAGUACUUGAAUCUGUCCUCGUGCCGGUAUCUGCCCAGAGGACUCAAACGUAUAUAUCAUGGUCAAGAAGACAUUCAACUGCUUCUAGAAAAAUUAAGCUGAACAUGUAUUUGUUGGAGAAAUUCAGAUGUCUGUAUUGAAGAAAACUGAUAUUUUAUACAGUUUUUUCCCAAAUGUACUUUUUGAUGUAAAUUUUAUUAGGUUUUUAUACAUAGAAAGUCGCUUCGCAGUUAGUUUUGAAAUGUGUCUUCAUAAAUAUUUGUCUGGUCUGAACUAAACUGUUUUUUUUUUUAAUG